Molecule: messenger RNA, 1026 nt
Organism: Rhipicephalus microplus (southern cattle tick)
Lineage: Eukaryota; Metazoa; Arthropoda; Arachnida; Ixodida; Ixodidae
Product: sulfotransferase ssu-1
Molecular function (GO): sulfotransferase activity
Source: RefSeq, a predicted model, not a curated record
AUGGCAGGGUGUGACCGCGAGAAAGCUGUCACAAUUGUCACAAAGCCUGGCAGUUCUUUCGAAGACACUCAUCGUAUUCUGGAAGGUCUUUACCUCCACACUGUAUUCGCUGCGGAGAAUAUUCGAUCGGCACUGUCUUACGAGCCUCUGGAAGGUGACGUAUUCAUCGUCAGCUAUCCCAAGUGUGGAACAACAUGGCUGCAGCACAUCGCUAUCAACGUAUUAUUGGGCGGCUCUCUGACGUCGGACGACGUAGAACGAGUGAGGAACUCAACGUACCUCGAAUUCAUAGGCGCCGAAGGCGCGCGCAGACUGAAGCGACCGGUGCCCAUCAAGACCCACCUGCCAUUCGACAAGCAGCCCCACUCGGUGAAUGCCAAAUACAUCUACGUCACCCGGAAUCCCUAUGACUGUUGCGUGUCUUUCUACCAUCACUGUAAAGGACUCCCAUGGUAUCACUUCACCGGUGGUUCUUUCGACGACUUCGUCGAUGCGUUCGUGCGAGGAAAGGUCACCUACGGCGACUUUUUUGAUCACCUGCUUUCGUGGUAUGACCACCGUAACGACCCGAACGUCCUGUUCCUCACGUACGAGGACUUGAAGAAGGACCCCACUACCUCGGUCCUCAGGAUUGCCGACUUCCUCGGCGCCCGAGAGUACGGCGAACGUCUGAGAACGCAUCCCGACGUCCUGGAGAAAGUUCUUAACGGAAUGAGUUUAGAAUCCAUGAGAAAGUUGACUUUCACUAUCGAAGUAUCGAACGGCACGUCGCUUGCAGGGUGGCCUGGAGGAACUGAAGACAUAUCGCCGAGCGACAAGUUGAAAAAUGUGGAUUCGAAUGACUGCUCUUCGAAAGAGCUCACCGCGAAAAGCCUCCUGAGCGGGCAGCUCGUGCGCAAGGGUGUCGUAGGUGAUUGGAAGAACCAGUUCUCUUCCGAACAACUUAAGCGGAUGAAAGCUUGGAUUACUCUCAAAACUCAAGACUCAGACGUUAUGACCUUGUGGGAGCACGUCGACCUUCCGUAA